CAGGAGGCCACAGGCAGAGACCCAGGCACCUCUGAAGAGAAAGAGCGACCGACGGCCAUGAGAUAGCGCGGAAAGGUCACGCUCAGACGAGCAGAGAGCAAAGAGGAGGCCCGUAUCCUAUUCAUUCAUCGCAUUUGCCCUCCUGUGUGCUGUACUGUCAGGUCGGCGCGUCAUUCAUUCAUCUCUCGGCUUGAUGGCGUCUGGCGACUAUGGCGUCAUGGUGUGGUGGUCUUCAGGCAUUGCGUGAAGCUGCCGUGAGCACAGCGAGCAGCACCAUGCGCGGCACCAAACCAUGCGCCACAGGUGGGCUUACUGACCGCGCCUCCCUUGUGAGGGGGAGAGGGGUUCUGCGUGUGGUGUGGUGUGUGUGUUGGCCAGGUGGUGGUGGAUAUAGCACUGUAUUCGGAUUCAUCAACCAGAGCGAGCAGUCGGUGAGCACUGUGAGGAGCAGGCAUGUAUUCCCCUUCUGCUCAUCACAGCCGUGUGUAUUCCUCCUCUUCAGAGGUUCUGUGAGGUGUUUGGGAGGCUGCUGGCCUUGCAUGAGCAAUUUGUUGUGAUGCAGACGCAGGUGAGAGCCAUGCACGCUGACACUGAGAUGGCGGGGGGCGGUGUGAGAUUUUUGUUGUGUGUGCGGUGCGCAGAUGGGCGACCUGGUCAGAUUCUUAGCUGCGAAGGUCAGUGAUGCCUCCCUCCCUCCCUGCUUCCGUUUGACUUCGUGUGGUCUGUGCACUGGGUGCUGGGCUCGGUGCGUGAGAGGCGUCUGGCGAUGAUGGAGGCUGCCGUGUCAGACGUAUCCGAUGCACUCGACCCCCUCAAGGACCGACUCAGACGACUGAAUGGAGUGGCAUUGGUACGCACACACUCAUGCAUCCAUCCAUCCCUUGGGAAGGCAUGUGCGGAGCUUUCCCUGUUUGUGUGUUUGUGUGUGUGUGUGUGUGGUUCAGCUGGAAGGGCACUCCCAGACUUUUGCGCUGGUCACUCCAGGCGAUGGGGAGGCCCAUGCUGUUGCUGAGAAACCCAUCAAGACCACUGACACAGAGAAGAAGGUACGGCUGUUGCACUGUACUCCCUAUUACCAUGAUGACAAGUGUGUCUGUGGGAUGAUGAGUGUGCAGGUUGAGGUUGAUGCGAAGCGCCGCCACAUUGGUGCUGCCGAUCCGCCCUUCCUGGCCGGUCUGCCGCUCCUGCCCACGGACGUCGUCCGCGACACCCUCAUGCCCCUCAUCAGCGGCGAGCGCGACACCCCCUCCACCCUCAAGCCACAAAACACGAUCGCCCUCUGCCGGACAUCCGAGGCGGUCAGCAGCGCGCUCGAGGCCGCCCUGGUCGGCGACAUUGACAGCCUGAUCGAGAAGAACGGCCUCACGGGCGUCAUCGGCUACGCCCCGCUGCGCCGGUCGGUCGGCGCCCGUCAUUUGGUGCGCCGACUGCGACUGAUCCGUCUGCACUACCUGAUGGCGACGGGGGGCGACUGGCGGGGCAGCGAGCCGGUGCUGCGGCUGGCCAGGAGCUGUGGACGACUGCAGCAGCUGCCGAUCGAGCUGACGGGUGGCGAUCUGCAGCAGGCGGGCAGCAAGACUGUCUACCUCCGCCGCCCAGAGGCCAUCCGCCAGUAUGGCCUGUACGGCCACCGAUUGGGCGAUGACAUGCAACUGACGUUGGCGGCCGAUGGGCGGGAGAUCCUGGGUGGGUGGUAUGCGGUGGGGGUGCACACACGAUGGACGGUGCCGGCCAGAUAUGCGGCUGGAUUCGAUCCGAAGGAUCCCCCCUGCAUAUGUGAGACAGGGGAGGGAGGCAGGGGAGGGAGGGCAAAGCACCAUAGGAGAAGCAACUUGACAUGGAUGUCAUUUGGCGCUGCGUGUUGAUGUGUCUGCAGGCGAUGGUGACGAGUACGGGACCUUCCGUGGGUUGGUCGUCAAGAGGUAUGCAGCGGCUUAAAUGAGAACACAACACAGCAACGUCUCGCGUGAUUUGCCUUUCCGUUCCUCGCUCCUUCAGGACAUGCUUUGGGUCGUCGCGUCGUGUGCGGGAUGAGGUGUGGGGUCGCCGCACUGCUGAGUAUCGCCGCAUCUGUGCCCUGAUCGCCCAGCAGCCGCCCCUGUGGGGCUGCCGCAUCAUCGACUACACUAGCAGAUUCGGCAGUCCAUAUCGAUUCGUCAUACUGUGUGGCGACAAGGACGGCGACGAGUUCACAUCAACCAUCACGGUGGCCAAGUGGGGUCGUCAGCCGGCAUACAUCGCCCUCCAGACCAGCGAGGAGCCCCAGAGCGGCAGUGAUCUUGCUUCCUCCGUCCCCAGGGCAGUCGACAUCGCCCACGACAAGUUAGGCGGAGCCAUCACAUUACUCCCGGGGCUCGUCGGGUCCCACGCGGGCCCUCCCCCGCCCAACAGCUUUGCCACCGCCUCCUCACUUCCACCUCCUGACGCCCUCCUAGCCUCGGGUAUAUUCGCACACACAGAUGGGGGUGGUGUUUGUGCGUUUCGUGUGGGUGAGGUAGGCUGAUGUGAUGUGUGCGCUGUGUGAUGGUGGUGUGUGUGUAGACGUGCCUCAAGAGGUCGAUGAGCCCGGACGAGGUGGACUCAUCCCCCAAUGUCUUAAAACCCUCAUCCAAUGCAACGGUAUGCUGCAAGAUGCCGCUUCCACUCCAUCUCCCCUCCCCACACCAUUGCCCGCAUCCAUUUGUCUGUUGUGUUGUGUUGUGUGUUGUAUUGCCGUUCGUCGAUCCAUCAGCAUCUCCUCACGACCCCGAUUUCGCCACGAAGGUGUAUCGGAAUACCCUGCAGCUGCUGCGGUCCGACCCGCCAGCCCACGGGGGUCAGAUGGCCGGCAAGGGUCAGGGCAUCAUAUGGGCAUUCCGCCACCCCACCGGCGAGCUCAUCGACAGGCUCAACCUGUGCACCAUGGACGGGCAGCAGCAGCUGUACGUGCUGGCCAAGGAGUUCACGGCCGUCAUGCUGCGCGACCAGGCCAUGCCCAAGGAGUUCCGGGGCAUGGCUGUCGUCAUGGUCAGGGACGGCAUGAGGAACAGGAGAGGGAGUGCGUAUUACACAUACGUCCCUAUACGCAUUGGGGCUAUGUCGUCCCAAUACGCAUUCGCUAUGCACGUCAUCAGAGAGGUCGGACAGCACAGCGCAGCGCACGCACAGGGUGGUUGAUGUGCCUGAGUGUCAUUAUUGGGUGUGUGCGUCAUUGGGGGUGGCUGUGUGUCAGUUCUACGACCGCAUCCACCAGGCGCCCUUGUUGGCCCAGGCGCUGCACGGCAUCAUCUUGGGGCGCGGCAAGCAGCGCGGGGACCUCGACGGCUACGCCCUCCUCAACGACGAUCGCACGGGCAAGCUGCGGGACCUCUUCCAGGACCCUCGCUAUCGGAAACUCGCCACUACACACUUCCCUGCCCUGCCGUAAGCCACCCGACAGACAGACAGACAGACACCACACACAACGACCACAUCGACCAUCACAUGUGUUGUGCUGUGUGUUGUGUUGCGUCGUGGGUGUGUUUGUGUCUGUGUCAGUCCGGGUAUUCAUCCCCCUCCCCCCAGGCACCCUGACCACACCCCCACCGCCGCGCAGGGGCCACCCCCCCAGACACAACAACAACAGCAGCUGCAACAGCAGCAGCAGCAGCAGCAUGCGGCCCCGGUCCACGCCUAG
Molecule: messenger RNA, 3655 nt
Organism: Vitrella brassicaformis
Lineage: Eukaryota; Vitrellaceae
Source: the annotation of a GenBank genome assembly